Molecule: messenger RNA, 2695 nt
Organism: Amblyraja radiata (thorny skate)
Lineage: Eukaryota; Metazoa; Chordata; Chondrichthyes; Rajiformes; Rajidae
Gene: ankk1
Product: ankyrin repeat and kinase domain containing 1
Exons: 8
Coding region: 201-2531 (776 amino acids)
Biological process (GO): protein phosphorylation
Molecular function (GO): ATP binding; protein binding; protein kinase activity
Source: RefSeq, a predicted model, not a curated record
UGCCUGACUCGCUGAGUUCCCGCAACACUUUGUGUUUUGCUCCAGAUUGCUUGCAUCAGCAUAGUAAUUGUUGGUGACACCACUCCUGUUUUGAAAGUGUGCAGUUUCGAUUUGCACUCGACUCUCCGCCCCUGAGUUUGAUCAGGAAGUACAGCGCCGGUGGAUUCUCCUUUUCCCCAAAGCUGUCUUCUCCUUGUGCCAUGGCAGGUGAACCAAAGGGGUUUCUCCUACAGCAGUCAGCCAUCACCCCAGGUGUGUUUACCGAGGCUGACUUUGUGUCUUUCAACAAGAUCGCUUCAGGAAAGUUCGCAAAUGUCUUCAAAAUAAAACACAAAGUGUGGAGGGUGAACUUGGCCCUGAAGUGCUGCCAUUUGUUACGUGAAGAAUCAUCAACAUUUGAAAGGGACAUGAAAUAUCUGAUGGAGGUGGCAGGGAAGACGCUGAGAGUAAAGUUCAAGCACAUUUUGCCAGUAUAUGGGAUUUGUACACGGCCAGCGGGAAUUGUAAUGGAAUACUUAGAAAACGGCUCUCUGGAUAAAUUGCUCCUCAAAGAUACAUUACCUUGGCCAAUGAAAUUCCAGAUUAUUCAUGAGACGUCUUUGGGAAUGAACUUCUUACACAGUAUGAAGCCACCACUACUUCACUUGGAGUUGAAAGCUAGAAACAUACUCCUGGAUGAAAACCUCCAUGUCAAGAUAGCAGAUUUCGGAUUAUCAAAAUGGGAAGAUAGCAUGAGUAAUAUGGAACAAAUUGAAAGGUCUGCUAUGAGAGGAACCAUCAUCUACAUGCCACCAGAAUUGUCAAAUAAACCUUCUGGAGUCGAGCAUGACGUUUACAGCUUCUCCAUUGUGACGUGGGAGGUUGUGACACAGCAGAGGCCCUAUGCUGGAACUGACAUACUGGCUGUAUUUGUGAAAGUUGUGGCAGGAGAGAGACCGUGCCUGAAAAUAAUCCCAGAAGACGGCCCUCCAGGAUGCGCACAGGUGGUUGAACUGAUGCAAAGAUGUUGGAAUCAGGAACCAAAGAGACGACCUUUGUUCUCCGAAAUCGUUGUGGAAACUGAAAUGUUGUGUAGCCUGUUACAAUUCCCAGAUAUUGACAGCAGUAAGACAACUGAGAAAGCAAGAAUGUGUCUGCGUUCACCACAUAGUAGCCUUCAAAAUGGAACAAUAAUUUCAGAGAUUGCAAGUUAUGAAUUGCAGAAGUUGAGCCUGUUGUCCGGGACUGAAACUGAUGGUGAAAUCUCCAUUGAUUCUAGAAGGGAACUGUUGCAUUCUCUACUAGAAAGUGACCUCAGUCAUUUGAAGAGGAUAUUCAGAAAAGAGCAUGUUAGCUGGAACUUUGUGCAAGACUACACUUUGAUGCACUUGUCCGUUCUGACUGGAGAUGUGGAGUUUGUUCAGCUGGUUCUGGAGUCUGGGGGAUGUGUAAAUGAUCAGACAUCCCGAGGGGCCACACCUCUGAUACUGGCUGUGCAGUACAGGUUUGUGCACCUGUGUAAGUUACUGAUCCAGGAGGGAGCCAUUGUCAAUCUAGUGGAUGAAGACAAAUGGGCACCUCUGCAUUUUGCAUCUCAGAAUGGGGAUGACCACAUUGCCCGGCUACUCUUGGACAAGGAUGCCCAGGUCAAUGUGAAGGAGGCUGAUGGAUGGACACCACUCCACCUGGCCUCCCAGAACAGCCAUGAGAACGUGAUACGAGUGCUCUUCACUCGAGGUGCAGAUACCAGUUCCCUUGACCAUGAACAUUGCUCAUGUCUCCACCUUGCUGCAUAUUAUGGUUACUACAGCAUCACCAAGCUACUGAUUACUCAAGGAGCCAAUUUAAAUGAAGCACAGACUGGCCUGAAGACACCACUCCAUCUAGCAGCUACAAGGGGUUUCUUCAGAGUGGCGAGGUUACUGGUGAACAGUGGAGCUGAUAUCAAUAGUCUAGAUCACUCUCAUUACACCCCUCUGCAUUUGGCAGCAUUGAAUGGCCACACGGGAAUCUGCCGGCAUCUCUUGAAGCAUGGGGCUGAUGCCCAGCAAAAGUCCUUGCAGAAUUGGAUCCCCUUGCACCUUGCUGCUCUGAAGGGUCACACAUCAACUGUACGUCUUCUGAUGGAACAUUUAUCUGAUCUUAAUGUCGGUGGAGACCUUGAAUGGACUUCACUGCACCUGGCAACAUGCUACAGCCAAGAGGAUGUUGUCUCUGAGCUCCUUGAGAGAGGUGCCAAUCCCAAUGCCACUGAAGCUUCAGGAUGGACACCGCUGCACCUGGCUGCCCACGGAGGCAGGUUCCGCUGCCUUGCCAAGUUGCUUGACCACCAAGCCAAUGUGAAUGCUGUCAGUCACACCGGAUGGACAUCGCUGCAUGUGGCAGCCGUGAGUGGGAGUGUGAACAUCGUAAGGAUGUUGAUCAUGCAGGGAGCUGACCUGAAGGCCCAAGACCAGUAUCUCAACACUCCCCUGCAGUUGGCUACGAAGCAUCUGAACCACAACGUGGCCAGCGUACUCUCAGCUGAAGAAACAGCAAAGCAUGAUUCAUGACUUACCUUGUCUGGGCUGUUCACAAACUCCAAACACUUGAUGUUGGAAAUUUAAAAUCUGCUAAGGGAUGGACCUUCCACAUCUGAAUCUCUGCUUGAAUUGAGACCAGUGUUGAAUGUAAACUUCCUCAGAAUGACAGGGUGUCCAGAGGAAGAACAAUGGAG